Lagopus leucura (white-tailed ptarmigan) is the source of this 916-nucleotide messenger RNA. RefSeq names its product biogenesis of lysosome-related organelles complex 1 subunit 3-like. Lineage: Eukaryota; Metazoa; Chordata; Aves; Galliformes; Phasianidae. Gene Ontology annotation, cellular component: BLOC-1 complex. The transcript has 2 exons. The annotation marks the transcript as partial. The record is from RefSeq and is a predicted model, not a curated record.
GCGUGGCGUCACGUGACCCGGGGAGCCGGCGGUACGGGGCUGAGGAGAAACGGGGGUCCUCGCGGGGUUGGGCGACCGUGGCCGCCCCUUUUUCCUCCACGCUGGUACCGGGCGAGGCCUCGGAGAGCGAUUCGGAGCCGGAGCCGGAACCGGGGGGGAGCGCGGCCGGGCCCCCCGCAGCGGGGCUGAAGCUUCCGGGGGAGGCGUCGGAGACCGAGGAGGAGGAGGAGGAGGAGGAGGAAGAGGACCGUGCGGCCCGAGUGCUGCUGCCAGGGGUGCCCCGGGGGGGGCCCUCAUUGCUGCAGCAGCGGCUGGGGGCGGGCGAGGGGCGACUGCGGGGCGCGAUGGCUGAGGCACUGGGACGCGGUUUCAGUGGGGCUGCGCGGCUGCUGGAAGGCCUGGGGGGGCCCCUGGGCCGAUCCCGAGCUGGGGCAGCUGCCACCGCGCACUGCCUGUGCCUGGUGCGCCGUGACCUACGCACCGUGGCUGCCACCGUCGCCGCCUGCCGCCUGCUGCCCGACAUCCGCGGGGAGCCGUGAGAGUGGGAACGCCAGUGGGCGGUGUUGGCAGCCGCGGGGAGCUCCUGGCGUCGUUGCAGUGUCGCUGUCGCUGACCUCCAGUGCUGUGUCCGACGGACUUGGGGGUUGUGGUUGUCACUGAUGGCGUUCUUGCUGUUGCUGCGUUUCCAGUGCUGUGUCCCCUUGAGCUGCUGCUCCCAUCAACAGCACUGCCACUGAUCGCUCAGUGUCUCAGCGGUGUCACCUGGCCUGUGGGGACCUUGGCCUCACAGGGACGUUGUCACCAAAUGGAAGCUCCUGACAAUUGCGUGGUCCGGAAUUCUGUGGUUUUGCCCUAUUUAGGGGGUCUGAGGUUUGUGGCACCAAAUAAAGCCCUUCGGGGGCACAGCUGCAGCAAG